AUGAUUGCGAGCAGCUUGAUGCGUCUCGUGAUGCUCCUCUCCAUUAACGAUGUCAUAUCACGCGAUGGAAAUAGUCAUCUGACCAUAAGGUCUCUGCAAACGGACAGGCCUAAGAGGACAAUGAAGUAUCCAUGUGCUGAUUCAGAACCAUUGCCCAUGUCAGUCCCGAUGUCCGUGAUGCCGACCAAGCCCUCCUUUCGGACGAAACUCCAGCCGUGCGAGCAGGAGCAAUGGGAUUGGGCUCCAAACCUGACAGACACAAACCCAUCCGCUCAACAAUCCAGGAAAAGGCUCUCGGAAAGAGGAAAAGCUAAGAAGAUGUUCGGCUGGGGAGAUUUUCAGUGCAAAGUGAAGUCCACGAGCCUCAAUCUGCUCAUCGCUGGGAAGAUUGUGGAUCACGGCAAUGGAACGUUCAGCGUUUAUUGAUAUAACACCACCGGAGGUGAAAGCGUCUCCGUGAGGCUGGUUCCUCCAAGCAAAUUGGUGGAAUUUGAUGCAGCUGCUCAAACCGUUCUGCACUCGGUGGAGUCGAGGAUGUUUAACUGCAGGGUGGAGUAUGAGAGGGUGGAGAGAGGUGCAAAAGCACGCGCUGCUGGUACGACCGUCUCUCAUAGCUGCGACCAGGAUCAGACUCACAGCCAUGUUUCUUGGCUCUGCUCAAAACCGUUCAAAGUCAUCUGCGUCUACAUAUACUUCUACAGCUUGGACUACAAACUGGUGCAGAAAGUCUGCCCAGAUUACAAUUACCACAGCGAGUCUCCUUACUUACCUUUUGGAUGA
This is a messenger RNA of Puntigrus tetrazona (Sumatra barb), 780 nucleotides long. Its product is annotated as neurexophilin-1. The record is from RefSeq and is a predicted model, not a curated record. NCBI's taxonomy places the organism in Eukaryota, Metazoa, Chordata, Actinopteri, Cypriniformes, Cyprinidae. Gene Ontology annotation, molecular function: signaling receptor binding.